AUGGUGAAGUUUUGCUGUUCUCUCCUCCUCUUCAGUUUGUUGAGCGGGCAGCUCAAUGCCAACCCUGGACUCAAAGUGAGGAUCACCCAGAAGGGGUUGGAUUAUGCCAAGGAGGUUGGGCUGGAAAUCCUGAAGCAGAACAUGGAGAAGGAACAUUUCCCUGAUUUGAGUGGCUAUGAGAAAUAUGGGCUUGGUAAUGUCAAGUAUAACAUCUCAAGAAUACAUGUCACUGCUGUUGAAUUCCCCAGUGCUUCCAUCUCCUUCAUACCUGGGACUGGGAUAAAACUGGUGAUUGCAAAUGCUUCUCUAGCUGUCGACAUGAACUGGAACAUCAGGACCUGGAUAUUCAAAGACAGUGGGAGAAGCACAGUGUACAUUUCAAAGGUGUUUGUUACUGCAAUUUUUUCAACACCCUUGGAUAAUAUGGAUUAUAAAUCAGUAUCACUUACCAGCUGUCGGACAAGUUCUGGUGAGAUAAGCAUCAAGCUGAAUGGAAAAAAAGGCUUCCUGCAUAACUUCUUUAUCAAGUAUCUGAAGAAACCCAUUCACAGGACCUUGGUCACUAACUCUUGUCCCAACAUCAGAUCUGGGAUCCAGUUGAUGGAUGAAAACCUCCAAUCACUGAAUGUCCUAACACCCAUUGAUGAUUUGGCUGAAAUAGACUACUCCUUAAGUAGCCUGCCAGCAGUAUUUCAACCAUUCAUUAACCUGGACUUAAAGGGCAUAGUCUACCCGACUGGAAACUAUACUGCUCCUCCCUACGUGGCAGCUCCCUUCACUAUCCCAGACCAAAGGGACUCCAUGCUCUACCUUGCCUUUUCUGAGUAUUUCUUCCAGACUUCCUCAUUUGCUUAUUACACUGCAGGAGCCUUCAAUGUCACCAUUGCAGAGGAGACUUGCAGCUAUUAUAAUAUAAGCACAGAGAUAUUUGGCAGUAUCAUCCCUGAGGUAGCCAAAUAUUCAGUCACACCCAACCCAGUGAUGCUGAGGAUAAUGGCUACUGAAAUACCUAACAUCAGCUUAGAGCAAGACUCCUUCACAGUAGAGAUCCAAGGCUCCAUGGAGGUGUUUGCUGUUCUGCCAGACUCAACCAGCCAGUCAUUGUUCACAAUGAACAUAACAGCCAACACCAGCAUCGCUCUGAACAUAUUUGACCAGAAACUGAUGGGCUCACUAUGUUUGAACAGGCUCCAGUUCUCCCUAGCCCACUCCAAUGUUGGCUUUUUUGAGAUCUCACUUCUGGAGAACAUCCUCUCUUACAUCUUGCAGACUGAAGUCAUUCCAUCAGCUAAUGCUAAACUUUCAAAAGGAUUCCCUCUUCCCAAUCUUGCUAAUGUGAUUUUGACAAGACCACACAUUACAAUUGUACAGGGAUACAUGUUGGUUUCUACCGAUGUUCACUACAAACACUAA
Messenger RNA from Calypte anna (Anna's hummingbird), 1413 nucleotides. Its product is annotated as BPI fold-containing family C protein. Gene Ontology annotation, molecular function: lipid binding. Lineage: Eukaryota; Metazoa; Chordata; Aves; Apodiformes; Trochilidae. The coding region runs from base 1 to 1413 and encodes 470 amino acids. The record is from RefSeq and is a predicted model, not a curated record. The transcript is spliced from 15 exons.